Molecule: messenger RNA, 2175 nt
Organism: Cylindrotheca closterium
Lineage: Eukaryota; Bacillariophyta; Bacillariophyceae; Bacillariales; Bacillariaceae
Source: the annotation of a GenBank genome assembly
AUGGCUUAUCAUUCUGAUCAAUACGCUCUCGAUGCGACCCCAUUAUUAAAUGAAUGCAUAGAAACAUUGCAAGUUGCGAUAAACCAAGAUUUACUCGGAAAUGGGAAGCCGUUGCAUAAAUUGAAAGAUGUUCUGGUAUCUGCCGAAGACAUCCUUCAUCGCCACCUUAGAUUCUUGCUUGAGAGAGAACCGAAACAGCUUGUAAAUGGCGAUUCCAAGUUUUUAAGUGGUUCGGAGAACAUAAUGGAUACCCUCUCUGCACUUGAGCACCUUCUCGAGGAAAAAAGGCGGCAAGCAAAACUGUCAACACCGUUGUUGAGUGGGUCUCAUCCUCAAGAUCCAUUAGCUCAUGGCCACUACUCGUCACGAAGCGCAACAGGCACAAUGAUGUUUCAACUGAUUGUGGCCUUGCAACUAUGCUUGCUGAGGCUAUCAGACUACGUCAUGACGGGUGACCACUUACCCUCAGGCAGGAAUUCAGGUGGCCAAUUUGUUUUUCGUGGAGCAUGGAUACUCUGCUCUGGGAUUGCAGCUUCGAUAGCCGUUAGCAGGCCUGAAAGACGAGGUCCUAUCGUCGCAAAGUUGAAGACAAAAGAAACCGUGUUGGCCCUCGGGGGGUUAGUUUUCUGCAAGCUGAUACAUUCCAAAGUUAAGGCACUAUAUAUUCGGGACAAGAUUUGGAAAUCGACUGUCGAAAUCGAGGAAUGGAUUCGUCAGUGGGAAGCUGUAAGACCACGAGAUGAGGAAGAGCACGAAGAAAAUUUUCAACAAGAGUCAAUGUACAUUGACCACCAAUCCAGACGUCUGAUCGAGUAUGCGGCACAACGCGCUCCAAGUUCGUCGACUUGGCAAUAUUCGGAGGGAGAAAUACGGUUUCUGAUGCUGAAGCGUUUCAUGGACGUUUAUUAUGCGUCGGUUUCAACGGCAAUCGAUACAAAAAGUACUUCUUAUUGGCAACUACCGUUGGUAACCGGAGCUGCUGCAUCGUUCUACUCUCUAACUGGAGCGAGUCGUAAGGCGACUGAGGCUGUCACCUCCAGCUCUCAUGAUCUCAUCCAACAUGCUUGGGGUAUGGUUUCGAUACCUGCGGUCAAGGGCUUGAUGUCACAGGCCUCGAAAUUCAUCAAGGGUGCUUCCGUCGUAGAUCGUAUCACAAUAUGCGGCGUAUCCUGUUUCGUACUUUCCCGUGAACCAGCACCAGAACUUGGCGCCGCAAUAAGAAAACAAAGAGGAGGACACCAGUCUGCUCUUGCAUCCAAGCUUUCGACAAUCGAGGAGGCAGAGGAAUCGGUCCAUGAGGAAGCGAAGUCUGCCUCGCCAACUAAUAAGAAGUUUGCGGGCUCUUGUGGUUCUUUCCGUCAACGGGACAUUAUCUUUCAUUUGACAGGGGGUGGAUUCUUCUCGCACAUUAUUGGAUCUGAUCUUCCAUACUUGCUGGACUGGAGUGCGUCCACAGGGGCUGUCGUGAUCUGCCCCGAGUAUGCGCUACUCCCAAAACAUGCAUUUCCGGUGGCAUUGAAUCAAAUUGCUGCCGUUUAUUCUACUCUAGUGAACGGAAACGCCGCAGCUGAGUUGGGAUUUGAAGUUAAUCGCAUUGUUGUGACUGGAGAGUCAACCGGUGGCAACCUAGCAGCGGCAUUAUGUGUCAAGAUAAUCGAAGCCGGUCUACGGAGUGAAGAGAAAUCCUUCAGUGAAUCAACGGGCGUUGAAUUGCCCCGCCUUCCCGAUUCAAUGAUGCUAAGCUGCGCUGCCUUAAACUUGUCUUUGGAGAUUAGCUAUUCUCGUGUAAUUGGAAAAGAGGAUCCUGUACUUCCCAGUGGUCUUAUUGCAGCAAUAUCGGAUGCCUACCUGCCUAAAGGAGCAGAUAAGACUCAACCCUUGGCAUCUCCUAUUUUCGCGAGUGAUACAGUACUGCGAUUAUUCCCCCCAGUUAUGCUGUUUGCUGGUUCAACCGAUCCUUUACUCGACGACUCAGUUGUUUUCAAUGGUCGCCUUCGUUCUCUUGGUGUCCAGUCCGAGUUGCGGGCUGUCCGAAAUGUGCCACAUGCCUAUUGGGGUCUUGGUACCGCUGGAUUCCCUGAAGCCCUUCAGGUACAACAGGAGUGCCAAGCGUGGCUUUCCCGAGCAUUCCGUGAUUCAUCGAAUGCUUAUAAUAAUAUGUCUCCCUCUCUGUAA